Debaryomyces tyrocola is the source of this 723-nucleotide messenger RNA. The record is from the annotation of a GenBank genome assembly. Lineage: Eukaryota; Fungi; Ascomycota; Pichiomycetes; Serinales; Debaryomycetaceae.
AUGCCAUUUCAUGUCAUCUAUGGUAGUACUGGAAUAAGUAGUAGACUAAUAUGAUAUCUAUUGGAGAUAAAUCAGAAUUUGGUCGUCGACUAAGAGUAAGCGAAAAAUUCGAAAGCGUUUACAAAACCCGUUAAGUCCUCGAUUCGAGCACAUUAUGGUUGCUCCAGAAAUUUUGCUGCAUAUUUCAUUGUACGUUGAAUUGAAAUACACGAUUUGAUAAUAGAAAAAACAGAGUAUUGUUGGGAAUUGUAUGUAAAUAUAAAUUGAGACAAUAAUGUCUCUUGUAAUAUAAUAUAAAAAUCCAAGUCUUUAAGAGUUACAGUAAUUUACCACUCAGGUUUCGGCCAUACAAAGCUUUUGGCAGUGUCAGUUUUUAAGGGUGCUCAGUCAGUAAAAGGAGUAAGUGCUGAUAUUUUUACAAGUGAUGAAGCACCUGAAAGCCUAGAAAAUCUCUCUGAAAACUAUUCAGCUAUGAUUUUGGCAGCCCAACUUAUAUGGAUAAUGUGUCCGCAAAGUUCAAGGAUUUCCAGGAUAAAGACCUCACCAUUAUUUGUCAAGGGUGCGUGGAGAGAUAAAAUUGCGGCCGGAUUCACAGUUGCAACCUCGAAAAGUGGUUCGAAAGGAGGUACUUUGACUGCGAUGACAAUAUUUGCCCAACACGGAAUGCAUUGGAUAAACUUGGGGUUGGAAACAAUUCUAAGGAUGGCUCCGACAAUAAUUUGA